Messenger RNA from Dermatophagoides pteronyssinus (European house dust mite), 1087 nucleotides. RefSeq names its product ubiquitin E2 variant domain-containing protein pendolino (gene peo). The record is from RefSeq and is a predicted model, not a curated record. NCBI's taxonomy places the organism in Eukaryota, Metazoa, Arthropoda, Arachnida, Sarcoptiformes, Pyroglyphidae.
UAUCAACUUUUACGCUUUAAACAAUUGAUAUUUACAUGUAAUCAUUUGAUGAUGGCUUUGAUGACGAACCGAACAAUACAUUUUUUCAUUGUUCAUAACGCCUACAAAAUAUAUAUUUGACAUUAGAUUCAAUUUCGUUGCAUGAUUUUGAACCUCAUCGUCAAAAAUUAUUUUAAAUUUCUGUAUUCGAUCAUUGUUACACGUUACAGGACAAUACGCGCCAUUCAGUUAUGGAAUUCCCUCAACAACAGUCGACCACUAAAACAUCUAAUUCGGAUCGAUUUCCAUUGAAUCAAUCAACACAAUCAUUACCGCCAUCAUCAUCACAAUGUUCAUCAAUUUUCAUUGAAUAUCAACUCAUGAAAGAAUUCGUUUUGUUUCAAAAGCAGGAAUUUCUCCAUGUUUACAUAUCACCAUCUUAUGAAUCAGCAUUCGAAUGGUUUGGUGUAAUGUUUAUCCAUCAUGGUUUAUACAAAGGAAAAAUAUUUCGCUUCUCCAUUCACAUCAGCCCAUCUUAUCCCAAUUGUGAUAUACCGCAAAUAAUAUUUGAUCCAAUACCUCAUCAUCCGCUGUUGAAUGAACAGACUGGUCAACUAAAAAUGUCCAGUAAAUUCAAUAAAUGGACAUCGACAUGUAAUUUUAUAUUUGAAGUAAUUGCAUUCGCUAAACAAGUAUUCGAAUUUGAUGAUAUCAAACAAUUGAAGCACAUUGCUAAUAUCGAUAAAUUAGAUCUUGACACGGAACAACUGAGAAGAACUAUCGAAGAUAAAAUGAAGGAUUUCAAUGAUCGUGUCAUAAAUAUGAAAAACGAUGAUAAAAAUUAUAUCGAUUUCACUGAACCAGAAAACUCGUCAAUAAUCGACAAAGUGAAACAUAAAUUAUUGAAGGAAAAGUUUUCUUUAGAUUCAAGUGUUGAUUAUUUUGGUGCAAAUGGUAAUUUAUCCAGUACAGCGGGACAUCCCAAUCGUAAUUAUUGUACGACAUCGAUCUCUGGUCUAUCUUGGGCCAAAAAAAUUGUAUACAAUUAGACAAUCAGUGUAAUCAUAUUCAUUGUAUUAUUUAUUUUCGAAUUAUAUUUAUCCCCAAU